AUGGUAGGCACUGCAGUUGUUGUUACUGGUGUUGUUUUGGCUCCCGUUGUAAUUAAAGGAGCAGCAUUGGCGUUAGGAUUUUGCAAAGAUGGCAUCGUUGCUAAUUCGAAUGCAGCAUGGAUGAUGUCGUUAUAUAAUGGAAAUGUCACUUCUAAUAGCAUCGUGGCGAUUUUACAAUCGGCUGGUGCAACAAGUUUAAGUAUUGAGACAAUGAUUGCUGCUAGUUCUGUAUUUGGUAUUUCUGCUUGGUAUAUUGCUAAAGAAAUGCUAAAUACUUUAGAUUCAAAAAAAGUCGCUGUUGAUAAUAGCAUGUUAGCGAUGUUACAAUCGGUUGGUGCAGUAGGAUUAGGUAUUGCUGCUAGUUAUGGAAGUGGUGUUUUUGGUGGGAAUAUUUCUAAAUCAAUGCAAAAUACAUUAGAUUCAAAAAAAGCAGAAUUGAAAGAAUUGGAAAAUUUUGUAUCCAUUAAUGAAAGUGAUGAUGGCAUAAAUGAAAAAAAUAUUUUGAACAAAAAAGUGAUUUUUGACAUGAAACAACAGCUUCUUGAUAUUGAUGAGAAUGAAAAAUUAAAAUCAUUUCUUAAAGGGUUUGAAGUAGCUCGGGAUGAUUCUAAAGACAGAGCAAAGAAAUUCGAAUUUUUGGUUAUUAGAGAUUAUGAAAGAUUUUAUAAAGGUAGCAAUAUUUUAAGGAAAUUAGUAUUUUUUUUUGAUAAAGAUAGAGAAAAACUUUUUAGAGGAUCCAAUUUUUUGCAUCAAUAUUUGAUUGAUACCCACGGAAAUGAUCAUGUUACUUUGGAAAAUAGAAGUAUCUUUCUGAAUUUAAAUAAUCCUUGA
This is a messenger RNA of Funneliformis geosporum, 831 nucleotides long. The record is from the annotation of a GenBank genome assembly. NCBI's taxonomy places the organism in Eukaryota, Fungi, Glomeromycota, Glomeromycetes, Glomerales, Glomeraceae.